Molecule: messenger RNA, 1469 nt
Organism: Papaver somniferum (opium poppy)
Lineage: Eukaryota; Viridiplantae; Streptophyta; Magnoliopsida; Ranunculales; Papaveraceae
Product: mitochondrial carrier protein MTM1-like
Exons: 10
Biological process (GO): mitochondrial transmembrane transport
Source: RefSeq, a predicted model, not a curated record
UUCAUCAUCAUCAAAAGCCAUUUAGCGGAAGAUAGACAAGAACAUUCCCCUUAUUUUUUUCCUUCUCAAAAUGAAAUUCAUUCGGCGACCUUUUCUGACUUCAAUUUAGGGUUUGGAGAGCGGGUUUUCUCUGCUGCUGGUGCUGCUGUUAUCUCAGCUAUCCUUGUUAAUCCUCUCGAUGUUGUCAAGACAAGGUUGCAAGCGCAGGCUGCCGGGGUGCCAUAUUCUCAUCAACAGCACCAUAUUCAUAGCCGUACGGGAUCUAUUGGGCCGAUGUUUACAGAAAUAAGAUGUUCACCAUCCUGCACCCAUCCUGAAAUUCUUGGCACUAAACUGGUUUGUCCUCCUGAUUGUUUUCAGUAUAAAGGAACUCUGGAUGUCUUCAGCAAAAUUGUUCGACAGGAAGGAUUCAUAAGGCUAUGGAGAGGCACAAAUGCAGCCUUAGCUCUGGCCAUACCGACUGUCGGGAUAUACUUACCUUGCUAUGAUAUAUUUCGAAACAGGAUUCAAGCAUUGACAGCUGACCAUGCUCCUCACUUGACACCAUAUGCACCUUUUGUAGCAGGUGCAGUUGCGCGCUCAUUUGCUUGCAUUUCUUGCUAUCCUAUUGAAGUCGCACGAACUCGCAUGCAGGCGUCUAAAGAGUUAAAAAAUGGAGUGAAGCCUCCAGGGGUUUGGAAAACCUUACUUGGAGUCCUUAAUCCUGUCAGCAGGACAUACAGUUUGCAUAAUUUACAAGGAUACCGUCUCUUGUGGACAGGGGUAGGAGCACAGGUUGCUCGUGAUGUUCCAUUUUCUGCGAUUUGCUGGUCGACCCUUGAGCCUAUGAGACUUGGCCUAGUUGGUGAGGAAAAUGGGACAAUUGUGCUGGGAGCAAAUUUCUCUGCAGGUUUUAUUGCAGGAAGCCUUGCUGCUGCUGCUACAUGUCCUCUUGAUGUUGCUAAAACUAGGAGACAGGUAGAGAAGGAUCUUGUGAGGCAGUUGAAUAUGACGACGAGACAAACGGUAAUGGAGGUUUGGAGGGACGGAGGGGUGAAGGGGCUCUUUAUGGGAGUUGGUCCACGUGUUGCCCGUGCAGGACCAUCAGUUGGAAUUGUUGUUUCAUUUUACGAAGUUGUCAAGUAUGUUUUACACCAAAGACAUACGUCUCCUCGUGUUUGAUAGGCGUUAGAAGAUAUUUGUUCCAAAAAUUUCACCCUCAUACGUCCUUGGCUGUAAGGCAGCCAUGACGGCGUGGUACAUAUGAGACCCUACAAGAGCACUAAUCAGAAGCUACACCACUAUCUCCUUCAGGGCAGCUGAUAAAACAUUGUUUUAGAUUCAAGAAUCCUUGAAAUUGCAAAAUAAUACUGCAUGUUGCAAGUUCUGUUCCAGUUUGAAAUAAAUAUAAAUAAGUUGCUCAUCAAGUAAUUAAUUCCAGAAACAAUUCAAAUAUAAACAAAUAUAAAUAAGUUACCAAUUAUCUCUUC